This is a messenger RNA of Salvia hispanica, 963 nucleotides long. RefSeq names its product NADH-ubiquinone oxidoreductase 20 kDa subunit. Gene Ontology annotation, biological process: mitochondrial respiratory chain complex I assembly; aerobic respiration; electron transport coupled proton transport. NCBI's taxonomy places the organism in Eukaryota, Viridiplantae, Streptophyta, Magnoliopsida, Lamiales, Lamiaceae. The record is from RefSeq and is a predicted model, not a curated record. Gene Ontology annotation, cellular component: respiratory chain complex I. Gene Ontology annotation, molecular function: quinone binding; 4 iron, 4 sulfur cluster binding; NADH dehydrogenase (ubiquinone) activity.
UACCUCAGUUGAUUUCUUCGCAAAUUCGAAGGGGAAAAUGGCUCAGCUAGCCAGAAAUGCAGCUCGUCUACUCCCUCAAACGGCGCCGUUUAACCACCGCGCAGCCCUAGCUUCGAUCCACACCACCACCACCUCCCUCGCCGCUGCUUCCUCCUCCACGCCGACGCCGUACUCGCCCUCUCUCCCGCCGGCGGGAUCCUCCCCGCCGGGGAUGUCCAAGGCGGCGGAAUUCGUGAUCUCGAAGGUCGACGAUCUCAUGAACUAUGUCCGCCGCGGCUCCAUCUGGCCGAUGACGUUCGGGCUGGCCUGCUGCGCCGUGGAGAUGAUGCACACCGGCGCCGCGCGCUACGAUUUGGAUCGCUUCGGGAUUAUCUUCAGGCCUAGCCCUAGGCAGUCCGAUUGCAUGAUUGUCGCCGGCACUCUCACGAAUAAGAUGGCCCCUGCGCUCCGCAAAGUCUAUGACCAGAUGCCUGAGCCACGGUGGGUGAUCUCUAUGGGAAGCUGUGCAAACGGUGGUGGUUACUACCACUACUCGUACUCUGUUGUCCGAGGUUGUGAUAGGAUUGUCCCUGUUGACAUCUACGUGCCUGGCUGCCCACCCACUGCCGAGGCCCUCCUCUAUGGACUACUCCAGCUGCAGAAGAAAAUCAACAGGCGUAGAGAUUUCUAUCACUGGUGGACCAAAUAAACUCACAGCUUCGCUAUGCAUAUUCGAAUGCGACAAGGUUUAAUGGAACCACCAACUGUAGCUUUCUCAAAAAAAAUAAAUGCCAUCGCAAGUGAGAGACUUCAUCGGGUGUCACCGGUAUCUGUUCCUUGCUAAACUCAAUCACUCUUUCCUUUUUAAGUUACUUUUGAUCUAUGUAUUGUUUUUGUGAUAUGUCUCACUCUUUCCUUUUUAAUUUACUUCGGAUCUAUGUACUGAUUUUGUGAUAUGUCAUCGAGUGGAUUGUUUAUUGAUCA